UAAAAAAAUUGCGGAAUUUUUUAAUAUUUUUUUGGUAAAAACAUCAUUUAAUUAAAUUAACAUGGAAGUAGUUGAGGAUAUUCAUGAACAUCCUAGUGAGGAUCAUCUUAAGAUUCUCAAAAGUAAUUUUCAAAUUGACAAUUUUAAGGAAGAACAAUGGAAAGCAAUUUCACAAUUAAUGUAUAAAAAGGAAGAUGUCUUUAUAUCCACUAGAAGUGGCUAUGGAAAGUCAUUAAUCUAUCAGUUUCCACCAGUAUUCUUAGGCAAAAAAGCAAUCGUAAUUUCACCAUUAAUAAGCUUGAUGGAAACGCAAGUUCAAAUGUUGAAAAGUCUCGGAAUCUCGGCAUGUUUUAUAAGUGGUCAACAAAAGAAUAUUGGUCUUAAUCUUGAGAACUAUACUGUAAUUUAUUCAACACCCGAAAAUUUUGCAGUCAUUAGAGGAAUCAUCAAAUGGGCAGCAGACAAUGAUGAGAUCUGUCUUAUUGCCAUUGAUGAGGUUCACUGUAUCUCAAAAUCAUCAUCUGAUCAUCGUCCUGCUUAUGCACUUUUAAAAUGUAUUAAAAAUAAUUUCCCAACAAUUCCUAUAGUCGCAUUGACAUCAACAGCAUCAAAAGACACAACAGCUGACAUUUGCAAUGUGCUGUCACUCAAAAGUCCAUUAAUGAUUCAAGUGCCAUUAGAUCGUCCAAAUAUCGAAUAUACAUGCAUUCCACAAACUAAUUGCUUCAUUUCUGAUGUUAAACGAUACAUUUUGGAUCUACCCAUGGGAUCUGGCGUUAUUGUCUAUUGCUUCAAAAGGGCUGACACACAAAACUAUUCAGAUAUUUUAACACGUGAAGGCUUUCCAUCAAAACCAUAUCAUGCAGGCUUAGUUGAAGAGAUUCGUAGGGAGACACUUCGAGACUUUAUGAACGGUAGACUUAAUUAUAUUGUUACUACAAAUGCAUUUGGGAUGGGAGUUGAUCGACCUAAUGUUCGCGUUGUUAUUCAUUAUGGUAUACCAAAAAAUCCUGAGACUUAUUAUGUGGAAUCUGGCAGAGCUGGAAGAGACGAGUUGCCUGCAAAAUCAGUUAUAUUCUGGAGUGAAAAGGACUAUAAGUUCCACAAUUUUUGCUUUAAAGAAAAUAACAAAAAGAAGCCAUUUUCAAAUCAAAACUUCAACAACUGCCAAAUUCAGCUAGCCAAAAUGCAGAAAUAUUCAACAGUCACAAGAUGCAGACGUGCAACGUUACUUAGCUAUCUCGAAGAAUUCAUUCCUUCAGUUGUUACUGAGUCCUGUUGUGAUAAUUGCUUAAGAACACUUCACCAAGCAGUCGGUCUUAAAAAUAUGUACAAAGAAAUUUAUUCCAAUGACCAAAUCGAUGUCACCAAUGAUGUUCGGAUGAUCUUGAAUCUCAUAAAUUCAUAUCAAGGAAAAUGUAAACAUGAAAUGCUCGUUGAUUUUAUAACCGGCACAAUGCCGACGGAAUUUAAUCCAAAACAUCCUGUUGAAUAUUUCUCGUGGGGCGCAAGUAAGUCCAAAAAUUGGUGGAGCAGCAUUUUGAAGAUUGUGAAGAAGAAACUGUUCGUAGAUCGAUAUACAGCCGUGCGAAGCAAUGAAAACAUCAUUGAAUUAUGGGGAGGAAUAACACGUGAUGACUACGUCCGUAUAACUCAAAAAGGCAUAAGAUUUAUGCGACUAAAGAGCAAGAAGUUAAUUUGUGAAGCAAAAUCUGAUUUCUUACAAUCACUGACCAAGACUGAAACUGAAUAUUACAUUAUUGAUGGCAUUGUCCAUGAAAAGCCUCGUUUUAAAGACACAAAAGUGUUUGAUUUUAGUGCCUUAGAGACUAGUUUGAAUAAAAGUUCACCGAGGAAGCGGCUUGCAAGUGAAAGUGACAUUUCAGAAGUAUCAUUGACGGAAUUAUUCAAGUCACCCUUCAAGGAUGACAAUGUGUCACCGGCAAGUCCAAAAUUGCAGAAAAUGAGUGAAUCGAGUACGGAUGAGAAUAAGCCUUGCUGCUCGCAUUGGAAUAAGAAUGUCGAUAAGGAAAUGAAUGGUGAUAAGGAACAAAAGGAAGGACAGAGGUGUGAAGAACCGAAUCUGAAUAAUAUUGACUUAAAGACGUGCAAAAUUGUAGUUCCGCUGAUUAGAAUGAAUGGAGGUUUCGAUCCAGCCUCGUCUAGUUCCGAUAAAACCGACAAAAGUGUUAAUUAAAUCCAUAAGGAAAUUUGUGAUAGACAUUAGUUUUUGUUGUCUCUUUGUCAUCUUUUUUUCUAUCCAAAUACCUCAAAAUGUUAGAAUUUAUUACUCAUCCAAUCAUAAUUCAAACUAAGGAAGUAACAUCAAGUUUUUUUAUUCAUAUAGAUUUUAAGAUGAAAGCAUUGAAAUAAAAUUUUG
This is a messenger RNA of Chironomus riparius, 2380 nucleotides long. The record is from the annotation of a GenBank genome assembly. NCBI's taxonomy places the organism in Eukaryota, Metazoa, Arthropoda, Insecta, Diptera, Chironomidae.